AUGGCGGGGACACUCAAGAAGAAAAAACAGAUUCUGUUGAAUGCAUUCGACAUGUCCACUGUAGGACAUCUGUCCCCUGGACAAUGGAAGAACCCCGCCGACAAAUCCGCCACAAAACGCUCCCUCACCUACUGGAUCGAACUAGCCAAGUUACUCGAGCGUGGCGGCAUCAACGCCCUCUUCCUCGCAGAUACCUACGGUGGAUAUGAUACCUACGAAGGCAGUUUGGAUGAGUGUAUUCGGCGCGCGGCGCAGUGGCCGGUCACAGAUCCUACAAUUCCUAUUUCGGCCAUGGCGGCUGUGACGAAGAAUCUCGCGUUCGGAAUCACGGCGUCGACGUCGUUCGAGCCGCCUUUUUUACUGGCGAAGCGGUUUUCGACGCUGGAUCAUUUGACGAACGGGCGUAUUGGGUGGAAUAUCGUCACGUCGUGGAAGAAGGCGGCGUUUAAGGCGAUUGGAUUGGAUACGCCGAUUGAGCAUGAUGAGCGGUAUCGGCAGGCAGAUGAGUAUCUGAGGGUUGCUUAUAAACUCUGGGAAGGAUCCUGGGCCCCCGAUGCUCUAUCCCCAAACCCCGAAACAGAUACCUACGUUGACCCGGCCAAGGUCCGCCAGAUCAACCACCAGGGGAAGUAUUUCUCCCUGAACACGCGGCACAUCGUCGAUCCGUCACCACAACGCACACCCUUCCUGUUCCAGGCCGGGACGUCGGCAGCGGGGUCAGCGUUCGCGGCGACGCAUGCCGAGGCGAUCUUCGUGUCAAGUCAUUCGCCGGCGGUGCUACGGCCGAAGAUCGAUCACAUCCGGAAGCUGGCGGCGGAGCAAGGGAGGGAUCCGCGGUCGAUUAAGUUCUUCGCGACGUUUACGCCGAUCAUCGGGCGCACGGAUGACGAGGCGCAGGCAAAGUAUGAGGAGUUACAGAAGUACGCGUCCGUGGUGGGCGGGUUGGUGCUGUUCAGCGGGUGGACGGGCAUCGAUAUUUCCCGGAUUCCGCUGGAUCAAGAUAUCACGGCGGCGGAUUCAUUGGAGGCGCAUAAGGUGACGAGUAUGUUGGAUGCCUUUACCACGACCAGCGAGGAUGUGCCCCAGUGGACGCCGCGAGUGGUGGCUCAGAAGGCGGCGAUUGGGGGCUUGGGACCGGUGGGCAUUGGGAGUCCGCAGCGCGUGGCGGACGAGAUGGAGCGGUGGAUUCGGGAGGCAGAUCUGGAUGGGUUUAAUCUGGGGUAUGUAACCACACCGGGAACAUUUGAAGAGGUGGUGGACUUGUUGAUUCCUGAGCUGCGGCGGCGGGGUUUGUAUCCUGCUGCACCGGAGGCGGAGGGGCUGACAGCGCGAGAGAAGGUGUAUGGCAAAGGCCAGCGAGAGUUGCGCGCGGAUCAUCCAGGCAGUCAGUACAAGUACGAUGUUUAUCAAGAAGACGCAGCUGUUGCUGAAACAGAAGUGUCAUGAUGCGCAGAUAUGGCGAUAGAGUU
Aspergillus caelatus is the source of this 1469-nucleotide messenger RNA. Its product is annotated as xenobiotic compound monooxygenase, DszA family. Bases 1 to 1446 code for a protein of 481 amino acids. The transcript has 5 exons. Gene Ontology annotation, molecular function: monooxygenase activity; oxidoreductase activity, acting on paired donors, with incorporation or reduction of molecular oxygen. The record is from RefSeq and is a predicted model, not a curated record. NCBI's taxonomy places the organism in Eukaryota, Fungi, Ascomycota, Eurotiomycetes, Eurotiales, Aspergillaceae.